Cygnus olor (mute swan) is the source of this 3783-nucleotide messenger RNA. RefSeq names its product RAB6A, member RAS oncogene family (gene RAB6A). Gene Ontology annotation, molecular function: GTP binding; GTPase activity. The record is from RefSeq and is a predicted model, not a curated record. Bases 231 to 857 code for a protein of 208 amino acids. NCBI's taxonomy places the organism in Eukaryota, Metazoa, Chordata, Aves, Anseriformes, Anatidae. The transcript is spliced from 8 exons.
GCGGUGACGGGCGGAGCCCCGCGGCGGCGGCGGCUGCGUGAGGUGGGGGCGGGAGCGCGGCCCUGAGGGGAGCGGCGGCGGCGCCUCGAGCUCCGGCACCUCCCCGAGCCUCUUCCCGGGAGGGGGAAAAAAAGGGGGAAAAAAAAAAAAAAAAAAUAACAAUAAUAUAGCCGGGGAAGCAGAGAGCUCGCUGGGGGGGGGAGGCUGCCGGCGGCGGCACCAGCGGCACCAUGUCGGCGGGCGGCGACUUCGGGAACCCGCUGCGGAAAUUCAAGCUGGUCUUCCUGGGCGAGCAGAGCGUGGGGAAGACUUCCUUGAUCACCAGGUUCAUGUAUGACAGCUUUGACAACACCUACCAGGCAACAAUUGGCAUUGACUUCUUAUCGAAAACCAUGUAUUUGGAGGAUCGAACAAUCAGGUUGCAGCUGUGGGAUACUGCGGGUCAGGAACGUUUCCGUAGCCUCAUUCCCAGUUACAUCCGUGACUCUGCUGCUGCUGUAGUAGUUUACGAUAUCACAAAUGUAAACUCGUUCCAGCAAACAACAAAAUGGAUCGAUGAUGUCAGAACGGAAAGGGGCAGCGAUGUCAUCAUCAUGCUGGUGGGAAAUAAAACAGAUCUAGCAGAUAAGAGACAAGUGUCCAUUGAGGAAGGAGAAAGAAAAGCCAAAGAGCUGAAUGUAAUGUUCAUCGAAACUAGUGCAAAAGCAGGAUACAACGUAAAACAGCUUUUCCGACGCGUGGCAGCUGCCUUGCCUGGAAUGGAAAGCACACAAGACAAAAGUAGAGAAGACAUGAUUGACAUAAAACUGGAAAAGCCUCAAGAGCAGCCUGUCAGUGAAGGAGGCUGCUCCUGCUAAUACCACGUGGCUUCUACCUUUCUCCAGAACAUCACUGCUUCCCCUCCCUUUACUCUUCAUUGACUGCAGUGUGAAUAUUGGCUUGAACCUUCCCCUUUCAGUAAUAACGUAUUGCAGUUCAUCAUCGCUGGCUGUCUCGUGGAGAUGAUCUAUUAGCUUCACAAGCACACACACAAAGAAAAUGUCAGUGUCUUCAUUAUUUAUAAGAAAAAAAAAAAAAGCCAAAAUAUUCCAGCGUAUUCUAGUUAUAACUUUAAAAAAAAAAAAAAAAAAAGAAUAGGUACAAUUUCUUAAUAUUUGUUCCUUUUUUAAUAUGUUAUGAUAUUGCACUUUGAAAUGAUGGAAACCGAGUAAGUUUUGAAUUGGACUUAGACGAGAAGUACGUGCAGAAGAAAUGCUUGCAAAUCUCACCCACUUGAUCUCUCUAACCACCUGGAGAUGGCUAGACAGCAGUCAGGAAUGCAAGCGGAGGUGGCGUAUGCCGAGGGUGAAAUGCUGUCCUUAAACAAUAAUAAAAGACAACGACAACUAAAACCAAGCUCUUAAUCUUUCGAGCAGAGAUAGUCCGAAUGGUUUUCAAACCCCAGAGCUUUUUUUGGGGGUUCGAUACCAGGACAGGCUACCGGGAUUUUUUUUAGUUCUGGCCGAGGCAACGUGAGCACAUUUCCAAGGCGGCAUCCCGAGAAACGCAGAGGGGCUCCGGAUGGGGUAACUGGCUUCCGAAGGGUUUUUGGGGGGGGGGGAAAGGUGGAAGCGCGUUAGCGAAACACUUGCAGGAAACAAAGAAAACAAGCUUGGAGUGCAAGAUUGAGUUUUUAAGAGCAUUUUUUCCUUUUACGUAGAACAACAAUAAAGCAAAUGAUUGCUGCCCGAGAGAUGGGAACGUAACGUGUCAGCCGCUUCGGGGGAGAAGGCGUUCUGCUUCUUUUUUUUUUAAGCAAGGGGAAAACCUUAACAGGAUUGGGGGCUGGCACCGAGACCUGCCUGGGGACCUUUACGUUUGGCAGAGGGACGGCGGGGCGGCACCAGGCCAGUCGAGGACGGGGAGAGAGGGGCGGCGGAAGGGGGCUCGCGCCCGCGCCUCCACGGCGGGGGGCGGCUGGGGAGGGGGCGGCUGCUUUGGCCAUACAGAAAUGUAGCUGGAAGACCGUAGAGGGAAAGGAAGGGAGUUCGUAGGAUGGAAACCAACUUACGAUUAUGCAGAUUAAUGCCUUUAUUUUUUAGCGUUUUUUUUUUUGUUUUUUUUUUUUAAGUUCCGUCUUCCAAGUCGGGUUUAGUUUUUUCACUAGAGCUGUAUAGUUUGGGUGAAUAACUAGUCAUUUAGUUUUCUAUUUAACUAGGCUUACAAUUAACCGUUUUUCUUUGAUAUUUAUUUCCUCGCUUAAUUUUUUUUUUUUUUUUACUAUUUCCAGUAAUUUUUUUUUUUUCGUUUUUGCUGAGGAAUCCGUUUAGAGCUUUGCUGAUGUUGCGAGAUGUAGCUACCCGAGAAACACAGAACCGAACACACUAGAAGUGCACCCUUUUAAUCUUUACUAGUCAUUGUGAAGUUGCUGUGUAAGUUAAUAAACACAAUUGUAAAUACAUUGUUUGCUGGGCGAAUACGGCUGAGUUACAGUGCAGGAAGGAAUUCGCGAGUCUGGGUUGCGAUUGCUGCUUAAGGAACAAUUGCAAGCAAAUACUCAGGCUCCUCCUUCGUUCCCUUCUGCCCCUCUACCACCUAAAAUUACCAACCGGGGAAGAGAAGGGAAUCGUCCUCACCACCACUUUCACCAGGAAACGGGCAUGAAAAGCUUUGGAAUUCUUCAUUCCUGAGAUGAAUGCUAGAGUCGUGCCCUGCCCUGGGUUUAGAGCAGCUCUGCACACCAAUAACUUAAAGGCAGAAGGAGAUGUAAAAGUGCUUUUAUAAUGCAAUAUUAAAGGCGAGUUUUUUUGACGUGGCAUGUCUUGAAAUAAACAUCAAUGAUAUGUGACAAAGGAUCAUUCUUUAUUUAAAAGAAACUCUUGAGGGGAAGGAAACCUGGCUACUUUUCCUGUAUUGUACUGUUCUUAACUGUGCAAAAGCGAUCCAUCUCGCUGCUUUUUUUACCCCCCUUUGGUUCUUCAUGCGGUUCGUGUUGGUCAUUUCAUUGCUUUCCACAACCACGUACGUUUUUUUUGCUUCUGACCUAACCCAAACCCUACGUUUCCUCGUAGUCCUGAGCUUUAAGCACUGGAUUUGCAAGGAGCUGGCUCACCACGCUGGGUUAGGUGGGCGGGCAGCCCCGCUGCUGCUCGAGGGUGCCGCUUUUGGAGAGCAGGCUCGGAAGGCGGCCCCGUUACGACCCUCUCGAGAAAAGGUCUCGCAGGGGAUGCGCCCGACGACACGGUGGCCGCAGGUACGAGGAUGAGUUCUUGGUCCCUGCGGUCUGCUCAGGACCACCGGGUGCGUUUCACCCUUGCUGGUCCUGCAGCCAGUGCUUAACGCGACGGCAGGGCUCCGUCCUGCCCUUUUACUUUCCCACCUUUCCAGGGAAAAGACCUCUCCCAGGCGAGCACAGGAGCAACAGUCUCUAUAAUUUUUUGCACCCUGAUGCCUCGUGCCAUCUGUCUCUCGGUUUUUGGGUUCUGAUUUUAUUUUGCUCCAUCAGCAUGGCCAGUAGGACCAUGGGACCAGACUUCUUUUGUGACGACUUUGAAAACAGCGAAGGUUUCUGCUCUGUUUCUUUUCUCCUCCCCACUCUGGCUUGAUUGUUGUACAGUCCAUUACGCAGCUACCCAUUACUCACUUUUUGUCUUGAAUACAAGUAGUUGAAGAAAUUGUAUAAGGGGAAAAAGGUUCCUUUUCUUCAUGUUGGAAUGUCACUGGUACCUCAGCUCUGUUUGAUAAUAUGAAACAACGAAAAAAUCCUUAGCGCUUGAACUAAAUAAAUACCUGUCUCAUUGGAAA